AUGUCUGGCGCAGCAAGAAGUGCCGCAGCAAACCAUUUCCGGGGUGCGCUCGCGCGCUGGCCCAAGGACCCCCUCCGGCCCGAGUGUCAACUGCAGGAUAUCCUCGCCAAGCGCCUCGAGAAGGGCAAGUUAGCGCCCGUAACCGCCGGAGCAAAGCAGGAGCAGGCCGAUAUCAAGCAGGCCAAUGCGCUAUAUUCAUUGUUGGAGGACCGGUACAAGAACAAGGUUUGCGCAUUUUGGCAUUUGCAAGGAACCUGCGCGGAGGCUAACCUGGCGCAGUACCGACCCGCGGCCAAGAUCUUCGAACCCCAGAGCAACCCGACUUACUACAAAGACCUCGUCAAGGAGCUCGAAGAGGCACCGACCAGGUCAUGGCUACAAAGGUUAGGUAAGAGGCUUAGCGGUAUUGUCCGGAUGGGAUGA
Molecule: messenger RNA, 423 nt
Organism: Chaetomium globosum CBS 148.51
Lineage: Eukaryota; Fungi; Ascomycota; Sordariomycetes; Sordariales; Chaetomiaceae
Exons: 2
Coding region: 1-423 (140 amino acids)
Biological process (GO): mitochondrial respiratory chain complex III assembly
Cellular component (GO): mitochondrion; Cbp3p-Cbp6 complex
Molecular function (GO): ribosome binding
Source: RefSeq, a predicted model, not a curated record